UAGUUACAACUGGUGUUUUAGGUCUUCCUUGGAAUAGUACAGGGAUAAAAUUGAAAGUGAAAAAUAAAAAAAAUUCCGGGCAACUGUGCCUUCGCAAUGAGGAUAUUUGAUUCAUAAAAUAAAUCUUAUUUAUGAAAAAAGUCGAAAUUUUUAGUAUUCGAUCAUGAUCCGUUUAUAGAAAUUGUCUGUUAGAGUUCAAUUUUUCACUAAAAGUUUAGAGGUUACUUAAAAGCACAAAUGUCUGAUUCUAUGACAUGCAAAAAUUUACUCACUGCUGUUAAACAAUUGGCAGACAGUGAAAUUGAGUUAAUAAAAACAAUAAAGGAUUCAGAAAAGAUAAACACUAAAAAUAUUAAAAAUACAAUGUCUGUAACAGAUAAAGAGAGGCCUAAAAAAUCUGCAAAACCGUUUAAUGUUCGUCCAUCUGCUGCUUUAUUAGCAGCUAAACGAGAAGCAGCUCAACAACGUAUAUUGCAAGAAAAAAAAUCGAACAAUAUUUUUGUACAUGAUAUAUAUCAAAAAGCUAUUGAUGCGUAUAACACAAAGAGAAUGGAAACUGGCAUUGUAUUUGAUAAUUCAAUGACAGAACAUAAAUGCCUUUGGGAUCCAAAUUAUCCAGAAUGUCCUGCUAGAUUGACAAAAAUUUUGCAAAGAUGCGAGGAGCUAGGUUUAAUAAGUAGAUGUAAAUUAAUCACACCAAGACAAGCUUCAGAGGAUGAAAUACUUAUGAAGCACAGCCAAGAACAGAUAGAUAUUUUGAAAGCCACUGACAAAUGUACAGAUAUAGAUACUUUAGAAUUAUUAUCAUCGAAAUAUGAUGCCAUUUAUAUACAUCCUUCUACCUAUCAAUUGUCUUUGUUAGCUGUGGGUUCUACAAUAAAUUUAGUGGAAAGCAUUUGUAAAGGAGAAAUUCAAAAUGGUAUGGCCAUUAUAAGACCACCAGGACAUCAUGCAAUGAAAUCAGAAUAUUGUGGAUAUUGUUUCUUUAAUAAUGUUGCUAUUGCUGCUGAAAAAGUUUUAAGUAGCAAUUUAGCUAGUAAAAUUUUAAUUGUUGAUUGGGAUGUGCAUCAUGGACAAGCUACUCAGCAAAUGUUUUAUAAUGAUCCACGAGUAAUUUAUUUUUCAAUUCAUCGUUAUGAAAAUGGUGAAUUUUGGCCAAAUCUUAGAGAAUCUAAUUUUCAUUUUGUUGGAGAUGAUUUAGGUGAAGGGUACACUUUUAACGUGCCACUUAAUAAAACUGGUAUGACCAAUGCUGAUUAUUUAGCCAUAUUUCAACAGGUUUUAUUGCCAAUGGCCUAUGAGUUUAAUUCAGAUUUCGUCAUUGUCUCGGCUGGAUUUGAUUCUGGAAUUGGAGACGAAAAGGGUGAAAUGUUGCUAACACCUGCAUGUUAUGCUCAUUUACUAUCAUCAUUAUUGAGUUUGGCCUCCGGAAAAGUUGCUGUUAUAUUAGAGGGUGGUUAUUGUUUAAAAUCAUUAGCAGAAAGUGCAGCAUUAACAUUACGUACUUUGUUAGGUGAUCCAUGUCCUAUGUUAGAAACUCUUACCUUACCAUCAAUAAGUAUACGUGAUACAAUUUUAAAUGCAAUUUAUGCGCAUAAACCAUAUUGGAAAUGCUAUCAGUAUCAAGAUACAUACAGUAUUAAUAGUACAACAAAUAAUAAAGAAGAAAAUACUGAUCAAUAUUUACCUAUAGUUACAUUCAAAGGAACUGAUAUUAAGCCUGAGAUAUAUGAAACUCGAAAUUGUUACCCAAUUCAAAAUAAAGAUGUUAUAGAAAUGAUAGAAAAGCAGUUAAAUACAUUAAUACAGUUCACUAACUUGUCUAAAGCACCAAACAAGGUAUGCAUUGUUUACGAUGAUAGAAUGUUAAAACAUUGUGAUAUGUCAGAUGAUAAUCAUCCAGAAAAACCAGAUCGUAUUAAUUUUAUUUAUAAAAAAUAUCAAGAGUACAAUUUACUUGAUCGGUGUUAUGUGCAAGAGGGACGAAGUGCAACACGAGAAGAAUUAAUGUUAGUUCAUUCAAAAGAAUAUAUCGAUAAAAUAAAAGAUACAGAAACUUUAAAACCAAAGGAUUUACAAAAGCAGGCAAAAACUUAUAAUUCAGUUUAUUUGCACCCUGAAACCUGGACAAGUGCCUGUGUAUCAACUGGAUCGUUAUUACAAGUAGUUCAUAGUGUAUUAAUUGGAGAAAGUCAGUCUGGUGUUGCUAUUGUUAGGCCUCCAGGACAUCAUGCUGGGGAGAAUAUAGCAUGUGGUUUUUGUAUUUUUAAUAAUAUUGCUGUAGCAACUAGAUAUGCUAUAGAAUUUCAUCAUGUAAAACGAGUAUUGAUAAUAGAUUGGGAUGUACAUCAUGGUAAUGGAACUCAAUCCAUUUUUGAGGAAGACUCCAAAGUUUUAUAUAUAUCUGUUCAUCGUUACGAUAAUGGCAGUUUUUUUCCAAAUUCUAAACGAGCAAACUACUCUUACGUUGGUUCUCAAUCAGGAGAAGGUUUUACUGUUAAUAUACCAUGGAAUAAGAAAGGAAUGGGUGAUGCAGAAUAUAUAGCAGCAUUUCAACAAAUAGUAAUGCCGAUUGCUUAUCAGUUUAACCCAGAAUUAAUUUUAGUUUCUGCGGGUUUUGAUGCAUGUAUUGGUGAUCCUCUAGGAGGCUGCUUUGUAACACCAGAAAUGUAUGGGCACUUAACACACUGGUUAUCUUCUUUAGCCAAUGGUCGUGUUAUUCUUAGUCUUGAAGGAGGUUAUAAUACUAAUUCAAUCGCGCAUGCAAUGGCUAUUUGUACGAAAUCCUUGCUUGGUGAUCCUUUACCGAUGUUAGAAAAUGGACAUAUUCCAUGUAUAAGCGCUAUUCACACUAUAAAUAAUGUUAUAAAAACACAAAAACAAUACUGGCCAAAUUUAGCAUUUAAUUUAUCUUUACCAAAAGAAAGAGUACUUCCUAAGCCUAAAAUUCCACAUAUAAAGACAAAUGAACGCGUUAUAAACAAUGAAGAACUUUUAAAACAUUCAGAAUCUAAGAUAGCGCUGGAAGAAAUAGAAACUGAAAAAAUGCGGAGAAGACCUAUAACUCGGCAGAUAAUAAAUAAAAAAUGUAACACAGACUGGCAAGCCGUUUCUGAAGAAUUGAAGGAAUUAGAAAAGAAGAUUCUUAUUCCAUCUUAUAAGCAACAAACGAUUAAUACUCAUGACGAAGUUUCUAACUAUACAAAAAAAUGCACAAAUCCAGAUGAAAAAGGACAUUCUGAUGAAAACUUUACCAAUUCUGCUGCUGGAAGUAGUGGUGAGCAGAAUGAAAAUGCAAGGGCACAAACGAGUAAUAGUAAAAGUUUACAGGAUUAUUUUUCAGAAAAUUUGCAUUCAUUAAUAGCUGGAGACAUGUUUGCGGUGAUACCAUUGCGAGAUUGUCCACAUUUGAAUAGCGUUAAGGAUGUACCAGUUUCAGGAAUUGAUAUACGUACACCAUGUAUAGACUGCAACAGCAACAUUGAAAACUGGGUUUGUUUACAAUGCUAUAGUGUUCAUUGUGCUCGUAAUAUUAAUCAACAUGGUUUAAUACAUGCUGAAAAAAUGGAACAUCCAUUGGCUCUAAGUUUUAGUGAUUUAUCAGUUUGGUGCUACAAAUGUGAAGCAUAUAUAGAUAAUCCGCAAUUAUUUGCCGCACGUAAUGCUGUACAUCAAAGUAAAUUUAAUGAGGAAUUACCAUGGACGUAUAACGACAAUUGAAAUAAAAAUGUAUUUGACAAAAUUUUGUAAUUAACAUUAUGUAUUUCAUAACAUUUGUAAAACACAGAUUUUUGUGGUUAGAUAAAUUAUUAACAUAACUUGAAAA
This is a messenger RNA of Frieseomelitta varia, 3826 nucleotides long. It is a transcript of the gene HDAC6, whose product is annotated as histone deacetylase 6. Bases 238 to 3720 code for a protein of 1160 amino acids. Gene Ontology annotation, cellular component: histone deacetylase complex. Gene Ontology annotation, molecular function: histone deacetylase activity; zinc ion binding. The transcript has 19 exons. Gene Ontology annotation, biological process: chromatin organization. The record is from RefSeq and is a predicted model, not a curated record. Lineage: Eukaryota; Metazoa; Arthropoda; Insecta; Hymenoptera; Apidae.